Molecule: messenger RNA, 555 nt
Organism: Phaethon lepturus (White-tailed tropicbird)
Lineage: Eukaryota; Metazoa; Chordata; Aves; Phaethontiformes; Phaethontidae
Product: unconventional myosin-XVI-like
Exons: 4
Biological process (GO): negative regulation of G1/S transition of mitotic cell cycle; neuron projection morphogenesis; phosphatidylinositol 3-kinase/protein kinase B signal transduction
Cellular component (GO): perinuclear region of cytoplasm; nucleoplasm; myosin complex
Molecular function (GO): actin filament binding; protein phosphatase binding
Source: RefSeq, a predicted model, not a curated record
AUGAAAGAUACAGAGAAGAGUUUUCAAAGUAGCCUGCGGGCGUUGCGUGCACAACUCCUGGAAGGCAAUUCCUCCUGCUGUUUCCAGCUAUGUAAUGUUUUUCGGUCUCAUGAGAUGGAAAUUGAGCAGUGCUUGCUGGAGUCCCUCCCUCUUGGCCAGCGGCAGCGGCUGGUGAAGCGGAUGCGCUGUGACCAAAUAAAGGCAUAUUACGAAAGAGAAAAAGCUUUCCAGAAGCGGGAGGGCUACGUGAAAAAACUGAAACAUGGAAAGAACCAUCGAGUUCAUUUUAAUCUUGCUGAUAUGACACAGGAUGCAAUCAUACGUCAUGAUGAUAAAGAAGUGCUACGGCUAUUGAAGGAUGGUGCCGACCCUCAUAUGCUUGUUUCCUCAGGAGGCUCCUUGCUCCAUCUGUGUGCUCGCUAUGAUAAUGCAUUUGCUGCAGAAAUUCUAAUUGACAGAGGAGUGAAUGUAAAUCAUCAAGAUGAGGAUUUUUGGACAUCAAUGCAUGUAGCCUGUGCAUGUGAUAAUCCUGAUAUUGUCCUGCUACUGUUACUA